This is a messenger RNA of Lathyrus sativus (Indian pea), 234 nucleotides long. The record is from the annotation of a GenBank genome assembly. Lineage: Eukaryota; Viridiplantae; Streptophyta; Magnoliopsida; Fabales; Fabaceae.
AUGAGUAUUUCUCACUCAGUCACUCCACAAAUCACUUUCGUUCCCAGACGUUUUUCUGUGCUAGGGUUUUCUCAUAUCAUCCACCGCCGUAAAUCAUCGUUGUUCAGCGACCACCGAUCACCGUUCAUAUGGAACAUGAAAAAGGUAGCUCGCAUCGAGUCGGAGAUGGUAGCUUCAUUGGUGCUGGAAAUGGUAGCUUCCUUGGUGAUGGAAGUGCUAAUUUGCAAGGAGUGA